This is a messenger RNA of Zootermopsis nevadensis, 4915 nucleotides long. The record is from RefSeq and is a predicted model, not a curated record. NCBI's taxonomy places the organism in Eukaryota, Metazoa, Arthropoda, Insecta, Blattodea, Termopsidae.
AUAAUAGAAAGGAGAUAUGAUGCUGUAAUGACACCAUUACUCAUGAUUCUCUGUGCACGUGCUUCAAGUAUCUGAUGACAUACAUGACACAUGUAUAUUCAAAUGUUUUACGUUGAAUAACUUUAAUGUAAUAAAAUAUAUAACUACGUAUAUAAGACUAUGUUUUGAUAGCUUCCUGUCAGUUGGUUGCGAUCAUCAUGGCUGCUGAGCACCAGUACUUUUAUGAAGAUGAAGUGUAUAGAAUUAAUAAGAAGGGUAAUAUUGAAUUUGGAAUGGUAUUGGAAAAUUCCGAGCUUGUUAGUAGCGACGAGAAUUCAGAUGUUGAAGAAGGGGGCAGGAUGAUGAAGGGACAUAUUCGUGUGGCAUGGCAUCCUACAGGAGUGGAAGAAGUCAUUCCAGAACGAAGGGUAUAUCUAGCAGACAGGUCAUUGAUGCCAGGAGAUGUUGUUAGGCGCAUGAUAAAAGGGAAAGAUACACAGCGUGGUUAUUGCAGAGACAUAAAAGUGACAGCCAGUGUCCAAGUUGUUGGGACAAAACAAGUAAUUCCCAACGUAAAAAGUGAAAACCUUAUCCCUUUAGAGGAAUUUGCAACGGAUAUAGCAGCAUGUCUGGAUUCAUGGGUUGGUGGAGUUAAGACAAUUCAUUCCAAGCUACUAAUCCAGUGCUCUGAUGGAUCGCGAUGCAUUAUUAAUGAUAUUGAAGCAAGCGGCUUGGAAGACUUUAAUGAAAAGAGGGACUGUGAUUGUGAGUUUCCAGGCCACCGGGAUGAUUUCUACCCUGGUCAGACACUGUGGGGCCCAUUACAUUGUUUGGAAGAUGCCGAGUGGAUUCACUGUACAAAGGAACUCAAAGCCCAGCGAACCAAAGCCAACAAAAUCAUCAAAGUGGUAGUUGAAGAAGUGCAGACCCACUCAGUUGGAGUACAUUGGCAGUGUCGAGCCUACUCCAAAGAUGGUGCUGGUCUUGAGAAAGAGCAACCAAAAUUUCUUGUGCAGGGAGAUGACCUGAAAAGGCUUCGUUUACUGAACGUGUUUGAACCAUGCACUUUGCAAGUUGGUGAUCGUAAUUUCUACACUUUUCGAGAGGAUGACACUGUGAUCAUGAAAGAACAGUGGCGACGUUUGCAACGUGAUUGCAUAUUGGCUGUUACAAAUGGACCUGCUUCCACCCUGCAACAAAGCAAGACAGUCAGCCCAAAGAGGAAUAAGAGCAAAGACAGUUUAGUGGAUCCAUCAGAACCCACCAACCAAAACUGUCCAUCACAUACUGAUGUUCAGAGGACAGUUCAUAAUACCCAUUCUGCAACAAGUGUGCAGCCGCUGAUUCCAACAGUGGAAGUGACUAGCGCCAGUCUGGCACCAGGUUGUGAUGCAGAUACAGCUGUCGAGCAGUUUGAUGACUGGGACACUGAGGACACUGCAAGCAUGUCAGACACAGCCUCCAUCAGCAGUGGCUGCAGUAGUGUUGGCUCGCAAGGAAAGAAGAAACGUGGGCCAGCUCUCAUGACCAAAGUCCUGAAAAAGAAGAAGCUACGAAGAACCAGGAGACGAGCUCCUCUCAUCACGUUACAGCCAGGACAAAGAGUUGUGGUCGAGACACUUUCCACUUCCUCCACUGCUGACGUUGUCUGGCAGGAUGGUUCAGUUGAAUAUGGAAUUCCAUCAACUCAGCUUUAUCCUAUCCACCAUCUUGAUGAUCAAGAAUUCUUCCCUGGUGACUUUGUGAUUGAGAACAAGGAAGAAAGUUGUAUGAGAGUGUAUGGAGUUGUUCAAAGUGUAGACCAUGCUGGAAGGACAGCGACAGUCAAAUGGUUUAAAACCUACACCUCUCAGGAGGAACCUUGCCCUGCUAUGUUAGAAGAAAAUGAAGUAAGCGUAUAUGACUUAAAGGAUCACCCAGACUUUCAAUAUCGCCCUGGCACUGUUGUGAUCAGGGUGGCCAACUUUGAGGGUGAAGAUGCAAACUGUACAGCUGGUCAAGUUUUGGACAAUUAUCCAGAAGGAAUGGUGCGUGUUUGGUGGGUGGAUGGACAUGUUUCCAUGUCAUGGCCUCAGGAUUUGUACAAGGUUGGUGAAUAUGACAGCGAUGAGGGAGAACUGUGGGAUGAUGGUAGCAGUGAUGCCUCUUGGGAAACAGAAUCAGAAGAUUGUUUUAUUGCUGAUGAUGUAUGUCCUGAGGAAGAUUUAGAAGAAAUGUUAAAGCCAAAGUUAGCUGCAAAUAUAGAAAGAGCUCGAAUUGCCAUGUCUCGGCUAGAAGAGAUCUUUACACAGAAUCCAUCACUCCAGACAACGAGUGUCAUGCGACAGUUGCUUGAUGUUUAUAAAGACUGCAGGUACUUGGACAAGCUAAUGGGAACGUCAUUUUUUCAUGAGAGCCACUUUCAAGGUCUGCUAGAGCGCGUGAGGGAGCGUGGACGAGCCAAUGUGGCCCAGAGAGUUGCUGAUCAAGUCAGUAGGUUGUUCCAUCAGUCAGAUAUCAGUGAUCCCCUUCAUAGUCAAUUGAUAUGUAACAAUUCCCAUGAAGAUAACAAAUUUGGCAAUAGUGUCUCUGAUUCGGUUGCAAGUACUAUCAUUAGUAGUGGUAAAUAUUCUGAAGUGGGUGUGGCCAAGAAGCAGGAAGGUGUGAUACAGAACGUGUCAGAACUGAAUGCAUGGGAAGGGACGGGUAGACAAAGUACAGCCAAAGAAGUGAACAGUAUUUCUGUAUUGGAGCGCAGUGUUGAUAGGAACAGUGGAAGUUCAAGCAACCCUAUGGUGUUUGUUGAUGACUGUAAGUUCAUAUCUGUAUCUUCUGUAAAUAAGGACAGUGGUAGUGGCAGUAGUGCCAACAAAGACUUGUUUCCUUCAAGAGGAUUUCUUCUAAGUGAAAACUUGGUAAAUCUGGAACGACGUGUGGUCACUGCUGUAAAUAAUCAUAAUCUGAGCAGUCUCCAUGAGCCUGAUGAUGGUUUGAGGGAGAUUGUGAUGGAACAGCACAGUAUAGCUACUACCAAAUCAAGUGGAGGCAGUGGACAGAGGAACAGUGGGAACUACAACAAUAAGUUACAUUCACAGACUGAUGAGAAGGGCGGAGGAGUUGGAAGUAACACUACCAAACAUAAUGGGUGUUAUGGGUCUCCGGUCACUGCAACCGCGACAUCCGUGAAAAGCAGACAUGCCGUGUUUGCGAAUUCGCCUGUCCCUGUAGCGACAUCUUCUGAGCCCCGCAAUUCUAGGCAGUUGUCAGAUGUUGCAGGAACAACAAUGGGAACUCUAAGUGGUUCUCCAUUGUCUCUCUCAUUGGUGUCCAAUUCUCAUGUGUGUGUGAAACUUUGUUCUCUGAUCAAGGCUCAGCUUGUUAAAGCUCAUGGAGAAGUUACGCGUCGGUUUGGUGGUAAUCAAGGUCUUAUGACUCUGAGUGAUGCUUUUAAUACUCGAUCUCCGAUCGAUAAUGGUAGUCAUAAAGAUGAAAAUGAAGUUGAGGAUGAAGAAUGCAAAGAAGAUGUACCUGUAGGCAGGAAGAGGGGCAAAGAGACUCUUGUUCCAGCAGAGACCAGCAAACCAGAGCGGGCUUGGGAUUCGCCUGAAAUGCAUAAUUCAGAAACCGAACAAAUUAAACCGCAGUCAAGUUCAGUUGCGGCAUCAACAACUACAGAACUGCCUCUGCUGUCAGAGAAGGUAAAGGAUGGGCUAAUGGACAUGCUACAUGCAAUAUCCAGGUUAGGAGGUGGACAAGUUCUGCCAUCUCAGAAUCAGCCUGCUCGUGUCAAGAGUUCCGAUGCUGUAGAGAAAGAAGAAGUUGUGGCAGUGAGCACAACUGUUCCCAUUCCUGUUCCUGUGGAUGAUAAGGGGGACCAUGCAUGUGACACUGGAGAAGCAGUCAGUGGUGAAUCUUGUGGUGAAGGAUUCUCAAUUAUGGAUUCUGCCCCAAACAGCCAUAAGUUCAAGCUAACCAUGUUCCAGCCAACUGAUCCGCAGAACUUUUUUCGGACUGUUAGGAAGGAAAUCAAACUUCUUCGAUCAUCAUUACCACCAGGUAUAUGGGUGAAAGGAUUUGAGGAUCGAAUGGAUUUGUAUUCGGUAAUGAUUCGGGGACCAGAGAAGACUCCAUAUGAAGAUGGGCUGUUUUUCUUUGAUUUCCAACUGUCGGCUGAGUAUCCUAAGGCUCCGCCAUUGUGCCACUAUAUUAGUUACUGCAGUGAUCGCCUCAACCCAAAUUUGUACGAAGAUGGGAAGGUCUGUGUGAGCCUUCUUGGUACAUGGAGUGGGAAGGGCACUGAAAUUUGGACCCUCCACUCCAACUUACUCCAGGUCAUUGUGUCAAUCCAAGGCCUGAUCUUGGUGAGCGAACCGUAUUUCAAUGAGGCAGGUUAUGAAAAGCAGAAAGGAUCCCAGCAAGGCAAGGAAAAUUCAAGAAUGUAUAAUGAAAUGGCAGUUCUGAAGCUAGUACAGUCACUCACAAAACUUAUUCUGCAGCCUCCGCCGGUUUUCAAGGAGGAGAUUCUGCAACAUUUUCGGCAAAAUGCGUACAAGUAAGUAGUUAUGUGUUCAAGUUUUGCUUUGUGUGGGUUGUGAUUUGUUGACAAAGCAUUUGUGCAAAUAGAGAGGAAUCUUAGGGGAAUUUGGCAGAAGAUCUCGAGGCUACAUAGUUGGAAGCUUUUAAGGUCUUUCAGGGUAAUUUUAUACUUCUCAUUGUUUAUGGAUUAAUUAAGGCAACAGUCGUGUAAUUAUUCUUUCUGUUGUUCAUUAUGAUAAUCAUACAUGAAUUUCACCAAGAAAAUACAACUCUGCUGUUGGCUUGCAAAGCUAUAUUAAUAAAAUAAAAUUAUGGCCUGUAGUCAUUAAAUAGGAAUGUAGCUUACGGAGAUAUUCUGUAAUUGCUUUACCUGACAUUGGAAACAGUUCAGCGUGAUGAAAAAAUUGGUAAACACGUUGUU